This is a messenger RNA of Trachemys scripta elegans, 14365 nucleotides long. RefSeq names its product ATP binding cassette subfamily A member 2 (gene ABCA2). Gene Ontology annotation, molecular function: ATP binding; ATP hydrolysis activity; lipid carrier activity. Bases 315 to 7841 code for a protein of 2508 amino acids. The record is from RefSeq and is a predicted model, not a curated record. The transcript is spliced from 50 exons. Gene Ontology annotation, cellular component: intracellular membrane-bounded organelle; membrane. Lineage: Eukaryota; Metazoa; Chordata; Testudines; Emydidae. Gene Ontology annotation, biological process: lipid transport; transmembrane transport.
AGACUGAGGGCUCGUCCCCGCCAGCGCACCUCCACCUGCGGGGCUGCCGAGCGACACCGGCCCGGCUCUGCGGGGCGAGCAGCCUGUCCCCAAGCGCCGGCCUCGCCCGGCCCCUCGCCCGGCUGCAAGCGGGCUCCAGCAAGGGAUACCGGCCGGCCCCGAUCUCCGCCCCCAGCGCACAAAGCCACGGGCCAGCGGCGUCUGCAGCGGAGGCUCCGCGGGGCUGGGGGCGAGCAUGGCGGUGCAGGGGGGGUGAGCGCUCCCCUUACCCCCCGGCGCAGGGGCCGCUGGCGCGGAGUCCCGGGCGAGCCAACAUGGGGUUCCUGCACCAGCUGCAUCUCCUGCUCUGGAAGAACGUGACUCUCAAGCGCAGGAGCCCGUGGGUGCUGGCCUUCGAGAUCUUCAUCCCCUUGGUCCUCUUCUUCAUCCUCCUGGGGCUGCGGCAGAAGAAGCCCACCAUCCCCGUGAAGGAAGUCUCUUUCUACACAGCAGCCCCGCUCACUUCGGCUGGGAUCCUGCCGGUGAUGCAGUCCUUAUGUCCCGAUGGCCAGAGAGAUGAGUUUGGAUUCCUGCAGUAUUCUAAUUCCACCGUGACCCAGCUCCUGGAGCGGCUCAAUGAGGUGGUGGAAGAGAGCAACCUGUUUGACCCGAAUCACCCUGGGCUGGAGGAGGAGCUGGAGUCCCUGCGGCGGCAGCUGGAGUCGCUCAGCAACAGCGAGCCCAGCUCCAUGGAGACCCACUUCGACAGCCGGGCAGCGUCCGGCUUCACGUUGGGCUCCGCGGUGAAGAACCAGAGUGAACUUCAUCGCUUCCUCACUCGGAACCUCUCCCUGCCCAAUGAGACGGCCCAGCUGCUGCUAGGCUCCAACAUCAACCUCAAGGAGGUCUAUCGCCUGUUUUUCGGCUCCUCGCCCGCCUCGGCAGAUGACGCCCACGAGAGACAGCCCUGGGACCGAUUCAGCGCUGGGGAAAAGAUUCUCCAGCUGGAGGAGAGCCUUCUGGGCGGGUGGAGGAACCUGGAAGAUGGGCUGAUCCACAGGGCUCUGCGCGACCCCAAGAGAUCCACCCACAGGCAGGCCCUCCUGCACCUCCUGUCCCAGGCCCUGGGCCUGGCCGGCGCACCCUCCGAGGCCUCUGCUUCCUACAGCCCCCAGGCCUUUGUGAAGGAGAUGGAGAGCAUCCUCUUCACGCCAUCGGUGCUGGAGCACCUGACCUGUGACCAGGAUCAGGAGGAACUGAAGCAGAUCCUGACUGUUCCUGGGAGCCGGCAGCCCUGGCUGUGGGCCUACCGGGCCACCGUCUGCAACGGGAGCGCCAGCGUCCGCCGGGAGCACUUCACCCAGCUGGCGAUGGAGCUCAAGGAGCAGCUGGACGUGCACAAAGUCGUCAGCAGGCUCAAGCUGGAUGAGGUGAACAGCACGGCGGCCCAGCACCGGCUCCACGCCCUCCUGGAGGACCUCGUGGAGAUGGAGAAGGUUCUGAAGGACGUGGACAUCCUCUCGGCUCUGGCCAAGCUGCUGCCCCAGGGCGCCUGUGCCAGCAAAGCACCCCCGCCCGCCACCAACAGCACCAGCUGGGGUGGCAACUUCACCGCCGGCGCCAACUCCACCACGGAGGAGGGCGACAGGGAGCCCGUGGGAGAGAACCCCCAGGGCCAGCGCUCGGCCUUCGUGCAGCUCUGGGCAGGACUGCAGCCCAUCCUCUGCGGGAACAACCGCACCAUCGAGCCCGAGGCCCUGAAGCAGGGCAACAUGAGCUCCUUGGGCUUCACCAGCAAGGAGCAGCGUAACCUGGGACUGCUGGUGCACCUCAUGACCAGCAAUCCCAAGAUCCUUUACUCGCCUGUCGGGACGGAGGUGGACAAGGUCAUCCUGAAGGCCAAUGAGACCUUUGCCUUCGUCGGGAACGUGACUCGCUACGCCCAGGUCUGGCUGAAUGUCUCCUCUGAGAUCCGGGGCUUCCUGGAGGAGGGCAAACUGCAGCGGCGGAUCCGCUGGCUUCAGGAGUUCACCACCGACCUCCACAAACACCCCGAGAUCCUGAACGCUUCGGACAACAACCUCCUCCACAGCUUCAUCGACGGCAACUUCUCGCUGCCCAACGCCAGCGCCCUGCUGCAGCAGCUGGACACCAUCGACAACGCCGCCUGCGGCUGGAUCCAGUUCAUGUCCAAGGUCAGCGUGGACAUCUUCAAGGGCUUCCCCGACGAGGAGAGCAUUGUGAACUACACGCUGAACCAGGCGUACCAGGACAACGUCACGGUGUUUGCCAGUGUGAUCUUCCAGACCAACAAGGAUGGCUCCCUGCCCCCCCACGUGAUGUACAAGAUCCGGCAGAACUCCAGUUUCACCGAGAAGACCAACGAGAUCCGGCGGGCAUACUGGCGGCCGGGCCCCAACACGGGCGGGCGCUUCUACUUCCUCUACGGUUUCGUGUGGAUCCAGGACAUGAUGGAGCGAGCCAUAAUCAACACCUUCGUGGGCCACGACGUAGUGGAGCCUGGCAACUACGUGCAGAUGUUCCCGUACCCGUGUUACACCAGGGACGAUUUCCUGUUCGUCAUCGAGCACAUGAUGCCCUUGUGCAUGGUGAUCUCCUGGGUCUAUUCGGUGGCAAUGAUGAUCCAGCACAUUGUGGCGGAGAAGGAGCAUCGGCUGAAAGAGGUGAUGAAGAUGAUGGGCCUGAACAACGCAGUCCACUGGGUGGCCUGGUUCAUCACCGGCUUUGUCCAGCUCUCCAUCUCCGUCACCGCGCUCACCGCCAUCCUGAAAUACGGCAAGGUCCUGAUGCACAGCGACGUCUUCAUCAUCUGGCUCUUCCUCGCCAUCUACGCCGUGGCCACCAUCAUGUUCUGUUUCCUGGUGUCCGUGCUCUAUUCCAAGGCCAAGCUGGCCUCAGCCUGCGGGGGCAUCAUCUACUUCCUGAGCUACGUCCCCUACAUGUACGUCGCCAUCCGGGAGGAAGUGGCCCACGACAAGAUCACGGCCUUCGAGAAGUGCAUCGCCUCUCUCAUGUCGACCACGGCCUUCGGGCUGGGCUCCAAGUACUUUGCGCUGUAUGAGGUGGCCGGCGUGGGCAUCCAGUGGCACACCUUCAGCCAGUCGCCCGUGGAAGGCGACGACUUCAACCUGCUGCUCUCCAUGAUGAUGCUGAUCGUGGAUGCCGUGGUCUAUGGUGUGCUGACGUGGUACAUCGAGGCCGUGCACCCAGGCAUGUACGGGCUCCCCCGGCCCUGGUACUUCCCUUUCCAGAAAUCCUACUGGCUCGGGAACGGGCGGGUCGAAACCUGGGAGUGGAGCUGGCCCUGGUCUAGAACCACCCGCCUCAGCAUCAUGGAGGAGGAUCAGGCCUGCGCCAUGGAGAACAGGCGGCUGGAGGAGACGCGUGGCAUAGAGGAGGAGCCGAACCACCUGCCGCUCGUCGUGUGCGUGGACAAGCUCACCAAGGUCUACAAGACGGACAAGAAGCUGGCACUGAACAAGCUGAGCCUGAACCUCUACGAGAACCAAGUGGUGUCCUUCCUGGGGCACAACGGGGCGGGCAAGACCACCACCAUGUCCAUCCUGACUGGCCUCUUCCCCCCAACUUCGGGCUCUGCUACCAUCUACGGCCACGACAUCCGGACAGAGAUGGACGAGAUCCGGAAGAACCUGGGCAUGUGUCCCCAACACAACGUGCUCUUCGAUAAACUGACGGUGGAGGAGCACCUCUGGUUCUACUCGCAGCUUAAGAGCAUGGCGGAGGAGGAGAUCCGCAAGGAGAUGGACAAGAUGAUCGAAGACCUGGAGCUGUCCAACAAGCGGCACUCCCUGGUGCAGACUCUGUCAGGAGGGAUGAAGAGGAAGCUGUCGGUGGCCAUCGCCUUUGUGGGUGGAUCGCGGGCUGUUAUCUUGGAUGAGCCCACUGCUGGUGUUGACCCGUACGCACGUAGGGCCAUUUGGGAUCUGAUCCUCAAGUACAAACCUGGAAGGACCAUCCUGCUCUCCACACAUCACAUGGACGAGGCCGACCUGCUCGGGGACCGCAUCGCCAUCAUCUCCCAUGGCAAGCUCAAGUGCUGCGGCUCCCCACUCUUCCUCAAGAGUACCUACGGGGACGGCUACAAGCUGACGGUGGUGAAGAAGCAGUCAGACUCCAGGAACGGCACAGACUCGGGGCAGACGCACAGCCCUCCCUCCCACUCCUCCGCCAGCCCCUGCUCGGAGCCCCGCGUCACCCAGUUCAUCAAGAAGUACGUGGCCUCCUGCCUGCUGAUCUCCAACACCAACACGGAGCUCUCCUACAUCCUGCCCAGCGAGGCCGUCAAGAAGGGCUGCUUCGAGAGGCUCUUCCAGCACCUGGAGCAGAGCCUGGGGGAGCUGGAGCUGACCAGCUUCGGGCUGAUGGACACUACCCUGGAGGAGGUCUUCCUCAAGGUGUCGGAGGAGGACCUGUCGCUGGAGAACAGCGAUGUCGACAUGAAGGAGUCCAAGAAAGACGCUCUGCAGCCACCGGCUCCCCAGAUGGGCCUGAAGCCCGAGGCCAACGGGGAGCCCCUUCCUGACGCGGAGGCACCCGAGAAGCCGGAGGUGGAGCUCAGCAACCUGGUGGCCUGCUCCAACCUGGCCCAGUCGCAGGUGUCCCUGCGCUCGGUGUCCUCUGUGGGCUCCGUGCGGGGCGAUGAAGGUGGGGCUUAUUCGGAGUUCUAUGGGGAUUAUUCUCCGUUGUUUGAUAAUCUGCAGGACCCCGAUAACGUCAGUCUGCAAGACCAAGAGGCUGACGCCGAGGCUGCGGACCAGCCCCUGGGGGGACAGGGGAGCUUUAAGCUGGAGGGCUCCUGGCUCAAGCUGCGCCAGUUCCAUGGGCUGAUCGUCAAACGCUUCCACUGCGCCAAGCGCAACACCAAGGCCCUCUUCUCACAGAUCCUGCUGCCCGCCUUCUUCGUCUGCGUGGCCAUGACGGUGGCGCUCUCUGUGCCUGAAAUAGGUGACCUGCCUCCUCUGAUCCUCUCGCCGUCCCAGUAUCACAACUACACCCAGCCCAAGGGCAACUUCAUCCCCUAUGCCAAUGAGGAGCGGCGCGAAUACCGCAUAAAGCUGUCGCCCGACGCCAGCCCCCAGCAGCUCGUCAACACCUUCCACUUGCCUUCCGGGGUGGGGGCCACCUGUGUGCUGAAGACGGCCUUCAAUAGCACCCUGGACCAGCUGGUGCAGACCCUGAACCUCAACAGCAACGAGUCCAAGAUGCUGGCGGCCAAGUACUUCGACGCUAUGUGCAUCGAUUCCUUCACCCAGGGCCUGCCGCUCUCCAACUUCGUGCCACCGCCCCCCUCCCCGGCCCCCUCCGACUACCCCGUCUCCCUGGAUGACGACAUGGUGCACGCCUGGAACUCCACCACUUAUCCCUCCACUGUCAAAGAGACCGUCACUUUGGCCCCGUCCUUGCCCAGCAUCAUCCACGAGCCCGUCAGAUGCACCUGCUCCAUGCAGGGGACGGGCUUCUCCUGUCCCAGCGGCGUGGGAGGCCACCCGCCCCAGAUGAAGGUGGUGACGGGGGACAUCCUGGCGGACAUCACCGGGCGCAACGUCUCGGAAUACAUGCUGUACACGUCGGACCGCUUCCGGCUGCACAGGUAUGGAGCGAUCACCGUUGGCAACGUCCAGAAAUCCAUCCCAGCGUCCUUUGGCGCCCAGGCCCCUCCCAUGGUGCGGAAGAUCGCAGUCAGGAGAACAGCCCAGGUCUUCUACAACAACAAGGGCUACCACAGUAUGCCCACCUACCUGAACGUGCUGAACAACGCCAUCCUGCGGGCCAACCUGCCCAAGAGCAGAGGGAACCCCGCCGCCUACGGCAUCACAGUGACCAACCAUCCGAUGAACAAGACGAGCGCCAGCCUCUCCCUGGAUUACCUCCUGCAAGGCACGGAUGUGGUCAUCGCCAUCUUCAUCAUUGUGGCCAUGUCCUUCGUGCCAGCCAGCUUCGUGGUGUUCCUGGUGGCUGAGAAGGCUACCAAAGCCAAGCACCUGCAGUUCGUGAGCGGCUGCGACCCGGUGAUCUACUGGCUGGCCAACUACGUGUGGGACAUGCUGAAUUACCUGGUGCCGGCCACAUGCUGCAUCAUCAUCCUCUUCGUGUUCGACCUCCCGGCGUAUACGUCCCCCACCAACUUCCCAGCCGUCCUCUCGCUCUUCCUGCUCUAUGGCUGGUCCAUCACCCCCAUCAUGUACCCAGCCUCCUUCUGGUUCGAGGUGCCCAGCUCAGCAUACGUCUUCCUGAUCGUUAUCAACCUCUUCAUUGGCAUCACGGCCACUGUCGCCACCUUCCUGCUGCAGCUCUUCGAGCACGACAAGGACCUGAAGGUCGUUAACAGCUACCUGAAGAGCUGCUUCCUCAUCUUCCCCAACUACAACCUGGGCCACGGGCUGAUGGAAAUGGCCUACAAUGAGUACAUCAACGAAUACUACGCCAAGAUCGGGCAGUUUGAUAAAAUGAAAUCACCCUUUGAGUGGGACAUUGUGACCCGGGGCCUGGUCGCCAUGACGAUUGAAGGCUUCGUAGGUUUCUUCAUCACCAUCAUGUGCCAAUAUAACUUCCUCCGGAAACCACAGCGGCUGCCCGUCUCCAACAAGCCCAUUGAGGACGACGUCGACGUGGCCAACGAACGGCACCGGGUCCUGCGCGGCGAUGCCGACAACGACAUGCUCAAGAUUGAGAAUCUCACCAAGGUGUACAAAUCCCGCAAGAUCGGGCGCAUCCUGGCCGUGGACCGUCUGUGCGUGGGCGUGCGGCCCGGGGAAUGCUUCGGGCUGCUGGGCGUCAAUGGGGCGGGGAAGACCACCACCUUCAAGAUGCUGACUGGGGACGAGAGCACCACCGGAGGGGAGGCCUUCAUCAAUGGGCACAGCAUCCUGAAGGAGCUCCUCCAGGUACAGCAGAGCCUGGGUUACUGCCCGCAGUUUGACGCGCUGUUUGACGAGCUCACGGCGCAGGAGCACCUGGAGCUCUACACCCGGCUGCGUGGCAUCCCCUGGAAGGACGAGGAGAGGGUGGUGAAGUGGGCGAUGAAGAAGCUGGAGCUCACCAAAUACGCCGACAAGCCGGCCAGCACCUACAGCGGGGGCAACAAGAGGAAGCUGUCCACGGCCAUCGCCCUGAUUGGCUUCCCUGCCUUCAUCUUCCUGGAUGAGCCGACGACGGGCAUGGACCCCAAGGCCCGGCGCUUCCUGUGGAACCUCAUCCUGGACAUCAUCAAAACGGGCCGCUCUGUGGUGCUGACGUCCCACAGCAUGGAGGAGUGCGAGGCGCUCUGCACCAGGCUGGCCAUCAUGGUGAACGGGCGGCUCAAGUGUCUCGGCAGCAUCCAGCACCUGAAAAACAGGUUUGGAGAUGGCUACAUGAUCACGGUGCGGACCAAGUCCAGCCUCAGCGUCAAGGAGGUGGUGCGGUUCUUCAACAGGAACUUCCCCGAGGCCAUCCUCAAGGAGCGACAUCACACCAAGGUGCAGUACCAGCUCAAGUCUGAGCAGAUCUCGCUGGCCCAGGUCUUCAGCAAGAUGGAGCAGGUGGUGGACGUGCUGGGCAUCGAGGAUUACUCCGUCAGCCAGACCACACUGGAUAACGUGUUUGUGAAUUUUGCCAAGAAGCAAAGCGACAACCUGGAGCAGCAGGAGACCAGCCCCAACUGCUCGAUCCAGUCCCCGCUGGAACACAUCCUGAGCCUGCUGCGGCCCCGCGCCGCCCCUACCGAGCUGCGGGCCCUGGUGGUGGAGGAGCCCGAGGACCUGGAGACAGAUGACGAGGGCUUGAUCAGCUUCGAGGAGGAGAGGGCACAGCUCUCCUUCAACACGGACACUCUCUGCUGAGGAGCCGGGGGGAGCGAACUCCCCAGCCUAGGAGCCGCUGACUCCCCCUUGCCCCAGAGCCCCCGCCCCUCCCCGCCCUCCAUUGAGAGGCAGUCAUCCAGCGUUCGCUGUCGGCAAGGCUGUGAGCCACCUGGAUCCUCCAGCCCCAACCAGAAGCUGCCACGGAGCUGCCACAGCAAGGCCCAGAGACCUGAGGGCAGAGCACUGGCCUGGAUGGACACUGGAGGCGUCUCCCCACCGGCCGAGCCCACCGCUAAGCGACCCUCGCCCUGGCCUGCAGCAGCUGCUUUCCCUGCGGCAGCUGGGGGGCUGCUUGCAUUGGCAGAGGGGAGAAGGGCUGGUUGCCUGGGGGUUGCAGGAAGGUGGCGAAGAAGCAAGGAGUAAAUGUACAGAGCAGACUGCGUGCGGCCACCGCUUCCUUUGAUCCUUUCCAGAGGGACGCGAGAGGAGCCGCACCCUGCGGUCGGGGCUGGCGGUUUGCUUCCCCUGCCCCGCAAAGGCUGUGCCUCGGGGCGGAUUCCACAUGGUUACCUAGCGCUGCCCCCGGAGGCAGGAGUGGGUGGCGCAGCCUCAGAGAAGGAAGAUUUAUUUUUUUAAUGAUGCGACAGAUGGCUCGGCGCAGCAACGCCCGGGCGGGAGGGGAGCUGGGCUUUGCUUCCCUCAGGUGUCUGGCUUGUGUGGGUUUUUUAAACAUGGGCCAGCCGUGAAAUGCGGGCUUGGAGCAGGGCCGAGGGGGAGGGCUUUCCUUGCUGCCCAAAGCAGCGCUGUCAGAGACGGGCUGUCUCCCGCCAGGCUGCUGGGACGCCGCAAGCGACUCCCAGCCACAGCCGAGCCAUCCCAGUGCUUUGAAGGCUGCUCACACUUGGCAAUGCGUCUGUGUACGACUCCUCGCGAGCCCGCACUCGGCUCCCAGGCCCUGGCUGCCUGAGGGUGAGGCUGCGUUCCAGCGGCAGGGCCGGGGCUGCAGGGGCAGGCAGGAGCCACGCAUCAAGCUGCUUUCACCACCAGCCCGUCCUCAGGAGCUCCGGCCUGCGGGAGAGUCCCGCCGGGGAGAUCCACGCUUGGAGGUUCAGGCCCGUCUCUAAAGCAAACCGUACAGAGGCAGCAGCACCCCUUUCAUUGGCCCCCCCAACCUACCCUGUAAAUCUGCUACCCCUACCCAGGGGGCGGCAGGACCCCAGACCUGCUUUCUGCAUCAGCGGGGAGCCAUUCUGCGACAAGGCCAGCUUGAGUUUUUCUCCAGCCCCCCCCUUUGCUAUAGAAGGCAACCACCAUGCCAGCCUCUCAGAUGGCCAGCUCCCCCCAGGCUAACCCAGCCCCACAGAGAGCCCCUGGGGGGGCGGCCAGGGCAGAGUAGACUCACAGGGCAUUGCAUACUCUGGCCUGAUUCUCUCUCCCCCCUCCCCCCUUAUUUUAAACUAGAGAGAAAAAAAUCCUGGAAUAAUUUGUGGUUGAGGAGAUGGAGGCUGGGGGCUGCUGGAGCAGGAGGGGGCCUGUCCCCUCUAGGGAGCCAGUUGAGGUUGCAGGGGUAACUCUGGAAACACGUUCAUGUGGCAGCGUUAGGGUUUCUAUUCCAGUGGGGUAUGGCCACUGGGGGGGCGAUAUUGUCCAGCGCCCCCCGCCCACUGGAGCAGCCCGCCCUCCCAUGCACGGGGUCCAGUGGAGCUCAUGCAGGCGGCUGACCUGCCUUCCUCAUCAACUGGGGCAUCCCCGGGCCAGCCUGAGGCAGCCUUGUGUUCCCAGCCAGAACACUCGGCUGCCCCAGCCGCACAGGGGGGCGGAGGGGAGCCUGGGCCAGGAGACUGUUCAGCCCCCCAGGGCGUCUUGCCAUGAGAGGCACCAGGGCAGCAUGGUCGGGCCCGGAGGUGUAGCUGGGCUUGGGAGUGGCUGGAGACCUCCUGAAUCCCUGGGCCGAAGGUCCAUCCUCCACAGAGCUGUGGCCCCGCCUGGCGCAUAGAAGGGAGCAGAGGCUGAAGGGAGACUGGAGGUGAUCUCGCCAAGGGGAGAUGGCCCCCGAGGGAUGCCAGGCGGGCCAAGGGCUGUGGAGGACCCCCUCGAGCAUUGGAGCGCAAGCAAAGCCCGCCCACGCCUUUUCCCUCAGUGGCCAUCCCCGCCAUCCAGCCUGGAGUGAUUCUGCUUGAGGCCAGGUACCUGCCAGUUGGUUUCCUGGCCAUGGCGUGGCCCCUGCCCCGUCUGGGCUCUGGAUCCCAGCAACCCUCACUCUGCCGCCAUUAACCUGUCACACCCUGCUGGGCCUGCCUGCGGUUUUUCCUUGCUUGCGUUGCCGUGGCCAGCUGGCCUCGCCCUGGGAGCCCACACAGCCGCUGAUUCCUGGGUGAAGAGCUGUCAGGUGUCCGAGACGUCUCGUGCCGAACGGGGUCACUGGGCACAGGCUGGGUGGCAUCCUGGCAUUGCAUUAACAGGGCUGCCGUCAGGAUGCACCUUUUCUCGUAUUUCCUGACUUGGUGUUGUUUAUAAUUUAUAAUGCCCACGUCCCGAGCCACCCCCGCAGACGCACCGGUGUGUUAUUGGAGGGUUGCUCAGAAGGGCUGCAGCCAGGUUUUGGGGUUUGAAGCUGUGAAUCAUAUUGGUUUUCCUUUAGUGGCGGGGCAUCAGGAAGGUUGUGGGUGUGAGACAGCCAAGGCCCCUGCCUGCGGGCAAUGGACCGUUAAUUUAACUUUAAAAUCUGCAAUAAAAUCCGGGGUUGCUCACUUGGGCUGGGAGCCUGUGACUGGGCAGGCCGGGGAGCAAUGUAUGUAACAUGGGUGGGGGGGGAGUUGAGGGGAAGGCAUGGGCUGGGAGAAGGGACGUCAUGCCUGUUUUCCCAGCCCCUUGCGGAUACCUUCCAGGGAGGAAGCCGAGGUCUCCAUGCUGGGCACAUCCUUGGGCCAGUCUGCUCCCUUUGACACUGGCUUCUCCCCUUCAGCGUCGGGCAGAGGGCUUGCGUGACGUGGUAGGAGUGCCAGGGGCCCAGCACUUUGUAACAGACGCAGCCGAUGUCCCUCCUUUCUGUGGAGGAGCUCGCGGACUGGUUUGCCUUGAACUGAGUCCCCCGAGCAGGGCUGAUCUCGGCAUGGCUCAGCCCUGGCAUCACCGUCCGGGGAUUUCCUUUGCUCCUCUCCAAACUCUAGUGCUCAGCCAGUUUGUGCCAAUGCACUACGCCCUGCCUGGCCUGUGGAGGACAGGAGAUGCAGCAGCUGGUACUGUAUGGACCACUUGGCUAUUCCGGAGCCACCAAUCUCCACCAGCCACUGAGUGCCCAUCGCCAAGGGGACCUAUGGGGCGUGUCUGCCCACUUCAUCACCUUUGCUCAUCUUGUAGAUGCUUUGUGUCUUGGCAGCUGUUUGCUGGCACCCGUGGGCUCUGUUCUCACAGGGCCUCUGGGAGGACAGUGCUCCAGGAGGGCAGAGGCUCUGUCAGGGGUGCUUUCACCCAGGGUGGCGCGUUGCUUCUCGGAUGAGACGCAGCGUCGCCCCGUCACUGUAAUGGUUUGUUUUUUCCAUGGAGGGUGGCUGCUGUUUGCAAAGCCCCUUCAGCGCGGUGACAUCGUCCCAGCGUGUGGGUCCCACCAGGGCUGUCUGCAAAGUCAAGAGGGAACCCAGCGGCGAGGGUCGGCCUUGGGCUCAGCGUCCCACCUCUGUCCCCAGCACCAAAGACUCAUCUGUAUUCAGGGGCUCUGGCCUCACUGAACAGGGGAGGUAGCCGUUUGUCAGCCAGGUGUGUGCCUGUGGAGCUCUGCAAAGUGUGUGUGUGUAAGAGAGCGAGUGCCAGUAGGAGUUCCCCAGGCAGCUGGUGGCACCGCUGGGUUAAAGCCCUGUAUGAAUGCACAGGUAUAUGCCCACCCUCUUCUGGCCUAUGAGCUAGUGGCUCAGGGCAGGGCUGUUGUGCCUAAGCGAGACCCCCCUGUGCUUUGCUUUCAGAGUCCACCCGCACAACUCUGAGCUGUAAGGGCUCUAGGUACUGCCCCCCGCCCCGCCCCACUUGCUGUAGCCCUGCCACCUCCCCACCAGCCGUCUGCUACCCAGGGGUCUCGGCGAUCCCGUGGGGGUGGGGGAAGGAGCCCUGCUGUUGAGUUGGAGAUGGGGAGCCUCUCCCAAGCCAUUCAGGGGCUGAGUGGGGAGAGCAGCAUUGGGGGUCUGUGGGGGGACAGGCAGCAGAGCUCACUCUCCAAGGCAGGGGCGUGCCGUGUGCCCUGAAACGGACGUGCCUGCAUCUGUGGUAGCACCAAGCUGGCCAGACUUCAGCCGUGCAGGCUCUAGAUUGUGAUACGAUAGACGUGUAUUUCCCCCUAUUGAAAGUACCAUUUUCAGACCAUGUAUUUUUAAAGCAUUUUGAAAUUUGGUCUGUUUGUGUCACUGUUAAAGUCGGGGGCGAUGUGUUUGAUGGGGCAGCCCGCAGGCUUCGCCUCUGUCCGUGGGGCUACCCCAGCAAAACCCUGCUUGGCUCCAGCCCCGUCCAAAAGACAGACAGGCCUCAAGAGAGGAUGAGUGAUGUCAUCCCCAAAGCCCCGCCUCCAGAAAUGACAUCCCAAUAUUAGCCACUCAUCAAAGCCAUGAUGUCAUUCUCCCGCAUCCUGCCUCCUGAGGCAGGGCCUUCCCCCAUGGGGAUGAAACCAGAGAUUCCCACCAGACGCCCAUAUAACUAGAACCACCCCACUGGCGACUGCCGUACCUCCAGCUUCGCCCCAGUGCAGCAAAGACCAGAAUUCUGCCUGUGCGUCUUGCAGGGCUGGACACUUCGGGCUGUGUGACGGCUCACACCAUAGACACCUCCUCCCCCUCCACUCUUCUCACCGCUCCCUUCACUUCCAGGCCCCCUUCAUGCCUGCAACCAGCCGCGCUCCCUGCCCGGCCGCCUUCAGCUUCCUCCUUAAAAGCCACCGCGGGAAAUCCCUCCUCAUUCCCAAUCCCCUGCUCCCUCUCUCAGCCAGCAUCUUGCCUUUGCUUUCUCCGGCUCCGGACCUGAUCCUGCUCUCACUCCAGUGACAUUUACACCAGUGGGAGCAGGCCCAUAACUCUUCCUUGGGGGUGCUUUUUAAAUCACUGUAAUACCAAAUACCACCUGUAGGCAGUGCACCAGCCCUGAGGAUAGUCCAACUUUCAGCUUGCUCGUUAGCACUUGGUUUAAUUGGAAUUUCUGCUGUGUUAAAGAGGAACAUGGAAAUUGAGACUAAAUCCAGGCUACGCGGCAGGGAGUCUACUUCUGUCCCAGAGACUCUAGAUUUCUUUCCCUCUUUUAAUAAUCUGCUGUGAGAGCCCAAGGCAGGUGAGUCACAUGCUCAUUUCAGGGCGAAGGGACGGGACAGAAGCUUUGGGCCGGUUCAGAUAGAAGUAACACCCACUGACCUAAAGCGACCAGAGCAGACUCCCUGUGCGGACCCUCUCGAAUGGGGGUGGGGGUGGCAGCUCCCGGUCUGUCACUGCGGUAAGUGUUCACACAAGGAGGUUGUGCCAAUUUAGAAACUGCUUGGGUUAGACAGGUGCAAUUACCUGGGCCUCAGCCAGGGAGUUCAGGCCUCAGAGCCACCGGGGCUCCCUCACCAGGCUGAGGCCCAGUUAAUUGCACCCAAUUUCUUAUUGGGCUCAGCCUGGCAACCAGUGUCCCCCCUAGCUGCCCAGUUGGACUGGGUGGAGCACCCCGUGCAGUGUCUGUGCAAGGCCGGGUGCUGCAUAACCCUUCAGGCCAGGGCUUUAUCAGUGCCUGUGGGACCCACACUCCUCCUGGGUGUGGUGUUCGGUCCCAUCUAGGGCACUGAGACCACUUAGAGAGAGAGAGAGCGAUUCAUGAGUCUGCUCUACAGCCUUAGCUAAGAGCCAGUUGGCUCCCCAGGUUCGAUCCCGCCCGCCAACAACUGGGGUCUGUUGGCGUUACACCUGGGCUUCAGGCCGCCACCUUUUUCUGAGUGCACCUCCCUCCUGCUGCCACCUUCUGACCCGAGCGCCUCUUCUCCUGGCGUUCCCACAGCAGCCAGAGGCCGUGCGCUUCUGGAGGAACAAAGCGCCUGGUGCUGAGCCUCACUGAUGCCAAGGGGGAGUGAGCGAUAGAGGCAGAGCUGUCGGUGACGCGGAGCAGCUCACAUGGCCCCUUCCCUCAGCCAGGGGUUCAUCUCAAAGGGCAGCAAACCGGGCAGGGCUGGUGUAGAUACCACACCUGCUGGUGGUGGCACUGGAGACACGGAAGGUGAGGUGGGAAUCCAUUUUAAGCCCUGCUAACCCAAUCUGGCUCUUUGUCCCCCUCUCGGAGCUAGGUCAUGUAUUGCGGUUGCUGCCUGUGACCUACGAGGGCUGGCCCCUUAGCUCAAGCAGAAGAGGCCUCUGUUUUUUAGCUCUGGAGGGCUUGGGUUCUGUUGGCCCCAAGCACGGUUCCAAGGGACAGUGCAUAGCCAUUGCUGUCCCUUGGAACAGUGCCCUAAAGCUGCAGUUCUCAAACGGGGGGGCAGGCCUCCCACAGGAGGCACGGGCAUGUGUCCAGGGAGGCGAGAGCUGUCAGCUCCGGGUGGCUGGGGCUCGUGCAGAAGUGCCGUG